CAAAUGAAAUAAAAAUUAAUUUAAAAUAAAAAAUAAAGAUAUAUUAUAACCUUGCUGUGUAGUGGCGGUUAAGAAUAUCCACUACCCAAUAUCUUCCCGUGGAUGUCGUAAAAGGCGACAGUGGGAAACGGUCAGGAGAUGGGCAGCAGCAUCUUCCUGAUACCGCAGUUUUAAAUUAUGAUAUUGAUGUAUAUCACAGAGGGCGCCCCCCCCCCCCCUACACUCCUAUAGUGGCCUAGCGACCCGGGAGGCGUCUCCCUGCUCCUAUUGUCGAGCAUCCGACCACCGGGCGGCGUCGUGCCCUAAGUUGUGGUGCAAGCCUGCUACGGCGAGGCGAACCAUCGCCAGGGAGCACCGCUGGUGCUACACGUGCCUGGGGAGUCAUUUACGAGACUACCAGCACCAGCAGCCCUGCACGCACUGCCAGGGCAACCACCACACAUCAAUUAAAAACUGCGGUUGCCAACGCGCUCACCAAGCGUGGUAACUAUGGCAAUAUACUCCCCAAAUGAAUAAAGUUACUAAAAGACGGCCCCAGUCCCGUGGCGACCAUGGUAACGGCGGGGCAGGGGGUGCUAAGAAUCUCCGGUGGAGGUUCGGUUGCCACCUACGACGACUCGACCUGGCAACUUAUAACGCGCGCACCACUCACGAGGACUGACGAGAAGAUCCUGGAGCUGGAAGAAGAGAUAGACAAGUUGCGCUGGAAUAUUAUAGGACUAUCCGAAGUCCGAAGAGAGGGGGAGGACACGGUAAUCCUCGAAUCCGGCAACUUGUUCUAUCACCGGGAAGGUGACCAUGUGUCCCAAAGAGGUGUCGGAUUUAUCGUUGUAAAGAUUGGGAGUGUGUCGACGAGGGUUAUACUUAUACACAGAAUCACCAAACGGUAUUCGCUGAAGGACAUACAGGUUUACGCACCAACCUCGGCGCACCACGAUGAUGAGAUGGAGGAAAUGUAUGAGGAUAUAUUUAGAGCCAUGCAUUCCUCCAAAACUCAAUAUACGGUGUUAAUGGGAGACUUCAACGCAAAACUAGGCACAAGAGAGAACGGUGAGCUGAAAGUUGGGAAAUUCGGAACUGAGCAACGGAGCCCGAGGGGCCACCAGCUGGCAGACUUCAUGGAGAAAGAAGGACUCUUUAUGAAGAACUCUUUCUUCCAGAAGAGGUCCCACAGAAAGUGGACCUGGUCGAGCCCCGACGGUUCGACAAAAAAUGAGAUUGACUUCAUUAUGACGACCAGACGACAACUGUUCAGUGAUGUCUUAGUGAUCGCGAGGGUGAAAACCGGCAGCGAUCAACGAAUGGUGAGAGGCACACUGAACCUAAACGUUAAGUCGGAGAGGUCACGUCUAAUGAAGUCAACAAUCCGUUCCCCUCGUGCUCUAAUCCAAAGUCCCGAAACCUUUCAGCUCGAGUUACAAAACCGUUUUCAGUGCCUAGAAGAUUGAAAUGCAGUGGACAAUAUGAAUGGCAAGCUCGUGGAAACUGUCCAUGCGGUCGGAGCUAAGUUUAGGAAGAUUUGCCGCAGAAGAACACAAAAACUCUCCGAUCACACUCUUAAUCUUAUGACUGUUUGAUGGGGUGUGAAGCUGCAGUCUUCAGUAGAUUUCACAGCAUUCAGGCAACUGAACAGACAGAUGACUGCAUGCGACUGGACUUACGCAACUUUAAUACAGCUCGUAUUGAAGAAACGAUCAAGUGGAACCAGGGCUUCAAAGUCUUUGCUAGAGAUCUGUCUGUCAGAAAGAGCCAACUGUCAAAGCUGAAUACCGAGUGUGGCAGCGUCGUUUCCGGGACACCUGAGAUUUUGAUUGAGAUUGAGAGGUUCUAUGGGCAGCUGUACACGUCAUCGUUGGAGCCACAUGCAAGUGUGAGUAACAAUCCAAGAGCGAGUCUUAUCCGAUACUAUUCCGAUGAUAUCCUGGACGUCAGUCUGAGCGAGAUCAGAAUGGCUCUCCAGCACCUUAUAAUUGGCAAGGCCCCAGGCGAGGAUGAAAUUAGAGCGGAGCUUCUGAAAGCGGGUGGAAAAACGGUACUUGAAGUCCUUCAGAAGCUCUUUAAUUCCGUCCUCCAUGGUGGCAUUACACCGGAGGCGUGGAGCAGAAGUGCGGUGGUCUUGUUCUUUAAGGUGACAAUGCUCUCUUGAAGAACUACAGACCGAUUUCCGUUCUGAGCCGCGUCUACUUGCUGUUUUUGAGAGUCAUUACUAAUCGUCUCGCGCGCAGACUUGACAACUUCCAGCCUCCCGAACAAGCCGGUUUCCGAAAGGGCUUUAGCACCAUAGACCACAUACAUACCCUUUGGCAACUUUUACAGAAGUAUUUUUGUGAAGUGAAAUGAAGUGUGAAGUGCUUGUACAGUAGGGCUACGAAUGCUAUCCGAGUACAGAACCAGAGUACGAAACCUAUCCAAUUGCAGAGAGGUGUAAGACAGGGUGAUGUUAUAUCCGUGAAACUCUUCACCGCUGCAUUGGAAAACGUUUCCAAGCUUCUGGACUGGAAAGGAUACGAUAUUAACAUCAAUGGUGAGUACAUCACUCACCUUCGAUGUGCCGACGAUAUAGUGCUUAUGGCACAAUUGCUGGAGGAUCUAUGCUCAAUGACCUCAAAAGUGUCUCCCAACGGAUAGGUCUAUGUCGGUAAUUGUUGGGAGCACUAAGCUCGAAUGUUGACGAGUAUGUUUCCCUGGGACAAAUAGUCCGAAUAGGUAAGUCCAACUUCGACCGAGAGGUCAAUCGACGGAUUCAACUCGGUUGGGCAGCGUUCGGCAAAUUACGGCACAUCUUCUCGUCAGGUAUACCUCAAAACUUAAAAACGAGACUGCACAACCAACGCGUGUUGCCAGUGAUGACUUAUGGAACUGAGACGUGGUCCUUCACUGCUGGCCGUAUGAGGAAGCUCAAGGUCGCUCAGCGAGCUAUGGAGAGGGCUAUGCUCGGAGUUUCUCUGCGUGAUAAACUCAGAAAUGAGGAUAUCCGCAGUAGAACCAGAGUGACCGACAUAGCCCAAUGGAUUAGUAAGCUGAAGUGGCAAUGGGCCGGCCAUAUAGCUCGAAGAACCGACAACCGAUGGGGAAAAAAGAUUCUCGAGUGGCGGCCUCGUACCGGCGGACGAAGUAUAGGGUAUCCCCUCACUAGAUGGAGUCACGACCUGGUAAGACAUGCAGGAAGUUGAUGGAUGCAGGUGACUCAGGAGCGUGCUUUGAGGCAUUCCUUGGGGAAGGCCUAUGUUCAGCAGUGGACUUGUGAAGGGCUGUAAUAAUAAUGAUAAAUGAUGAUAACCUUCUUUAUACUCGUAUAUUAAAAUAAAUAAUAUUGUUAUAAAAAAAAAAAUUCUUAAAUAUUUAGCCUUUUACCCACAAAAUUUGCAUUUGCAAUGACGUAGUCAGUGGCGGUACAUCUCUCUUCAAUUGUAGAAAGGGGGCAGGAGGAUUGUUAAUCGCUCAAUUGUCAAUAUUCUACAUUUGGCUCAAACAAAUACUGUACGUUUUGUCUUAGAAGCUGUUUAAAAAAAAACAGUCCAACUAUUUAUGAACCGUUGAAAGUAUUUUCGUUUUAAGUUAUUCUAAGUUUCUGAAUGAAUAAUUUGUAAUUUAAAAUGUUUUUACCUCGCACGUAAUAAAACGGAUGGUAUAAAAUUCUUUUUAGUACGUAUGUACGUAGUACGUAUGUACGUACAAAACGUUUCUUGAAUAGGUAAAGGAAUUUCAUUUAACGUCGCUCACAUAAUUAAAACUUUUUAACUUGCCAUAUUCCCUGACCCGGGUCAUGCUGUUGGUCGUAUUUAAAACCUAAUUAUUCAAUAAAUGUUUUUCAUUCACUAACUCGUUUAUGAUUCAGAUAUCUACCGAGGCAUUUUAGAGUGGCAAGGUUGGACAUCGCCUGCUAGGGUUUCAUAUUCAGCAUACAUAAUACAUAUGCUGCUGAUCAGAUCAAUUACUGGAACAAGAACUACGUUGAUUCACGUUACGUUUCCAUACUUUGUAUUAAUACAAGUCGGCACUGGUCUGCUUUGUUAUUUAGUCGCGUUUCCUUUCUGGCUACUGAUUGAAGCUCCGAUUGCACAACUCGUCAAACUCAUAAUGCCAAUGAAGGAUAUCGAGAAAGUGAAGUCGAACUAAAACUUACACAAAAUAAAUUAAGCAUUAAACACCAUUAUCUUAAAAUAUCGUCAUAUUAUGUGCUAAUUUAGAUGUUAUUAUUAUUGAUAACUUAAAAUCGACACUUAUCUAUUGUUUAAUAUAGAAUAUUGUUUAAUAACUUUUUUUAAUUCAUUUAUGUGUGACUUUUGUAAAUUUAAAUAACUAUAAAAAUAAAUCCCGGGUAAUAUUUAUACAAAUCUGUAAUUAAUAAUGUAGUUUGUAUUUUCUAGUUAUUAUUAGGAAGACGCUGCUGUUUAUAUACUGGUUGGAAGACAUAAUCAAAUAAAAUAAAAAUAUUAAUAUCUGUCU
This is a messenger RNA of Parnassius mnemosyne (clouded apollo), 4449 nucleotides long. Lineage: Eukaryota; Metazoa; Arthropoda; Insecta; Lepidoptera; Papilionidae. The record is from the annotation of a GenBank genome assembly.